Molecule: messenger RNA, 1700 nt
Organism: Dipodomys spectabilis (banner-tailed kangaroo rat)
Lineage: Eukaryota; Metazoa; Chordata; Mammalia; Rodentia; Heteromyidae
Product: cytochrome P450 2C5-like
Exons: 9
Coding region: 1-1479 (492 amino acids)
Biological process (GO): xenobiotic metabolic process
Cellular component (GO): intracellular membrane-bounded organelle; cytoplasm
Molecular function (GO): heme binding; oxidoreductase activity, acting on paired donors, with incorporation or reduction of molecular oxygen, reduced flavin or flavoprotein as one donor, and incorporation of one atom of oxygen; iron ion binding
Source: RefSeq, a predicted model, not a curated record
AUGGGUCCAGUAGGUGUCUUGGUGCUGGGUCUCUCUUGUCUUCUUCUCUUUUCAAUAUGGAGACAGAACUCUGGAAGAAAGAAGCUCCCUCCAGGCCCCACUCCUUUCCCAAUUAUUGGAAAUAUACUGCAGGUUGAUAUUAAAGACUUCACUAAAUCUUUAACCAAGUUCUCAAAAGUCUAUGGCCCUGUGUUCACUCUGUAUUUGGGCAUGCAGCCCACUGUAGUGUUGUAUGGAUAUGAAGCAGUGAAGGAAGCUCUGAUUGACCAUGGGGAGGAGUUCUCUGGAAGAGGCCAGUUCCCAUUGAUUGAUAAAUUUACUAAAGGCCUUGGGAUUGUUUUCAGCAAUGGACAUACAUGGAAAGAGAUGAGGCGCUUCUCACUCAUGACCUUGCGGAAUUUGGGGGUGGGGAAGAGGAGCAUUGAAGAGCGUGUUCAAGAGGAAGCCCGUUGCCUUGUGGAAGAAUUAAGGAAAACCAAUGGCUCACCCUGUGACCCCACCUUCAUCCUGGGCUGUGCUCCCUGCAAUGUCAUCUGCUCCAUUGUUUUCCAGAAUCGAUUUGAUUAUAAAGACCAGAACUUCCUGAACUUGAUGAAGAAAUUGAAUGAGAAUGUUGAGAUUAUGAGCUCACUAUGGAUACAGAUCUACAACCUUUUCCCUGAUCUCAUUGGUUAUGCACCAGGGAGUCAUAAAACACUACUAAAAAAUAUUGAGCAUAUAAAAAGUUAUAUUUUGGAGAGAGUAAAAGAACAUGAGGAAUCACUGGAUGUUAACAAUCCAAGAGACUUGAUUGAUUGCUUCCUGAUUAAAAUGAAACAGGACCAGGAAAAUCACAAGGAACCAUCAGAAUUUACUAAUGAAAGUUUGACAAUUGUUGCAUCUGAUUUAUUUACUGCUGGGACAGAAACAACAAGUACAACACUGAGAUACUCCCUGCUGCUCCUGCUGAAGCACCCCCAUGUCACAGCUAAAGUGAAGGAAGAGAUUGACAAUGUGAUUGGCAGGCACCGCAGCCCCUGCAUGCAGGACAGGAGCCAAAUGCCCUACACAGAUGCUGUGCUGCAUGAGAUCCAGAGAUAUAUUGAUCUCCUACCCCUAAGCCUGCUCCAUGCGGUAACCCGUGAUGUUAAGUUCAGAGAUUACAUCAUUCCCAAGGGCACAACUGUAUUAACAUCACUGACAUCCAUUCUGCAUGACCACAAGGAAUUCCCCAACCCAGAGAUGUUUGAUCCUGGCCACUUUUUGGAUAAAAAUGGUAACUUUAAGAAAAGUGAUUACUUCAUGCCUUUCUCAACAGGCAAAAGGAUUUGUGCUGGAGAAGGCCUAGCCCGCAUGGAGCUAUUUUUAUUCCUGACCACCAUUUUACAGAACUUCAACCUGAAAUCUCUUGUGGAUCCACAGGACCUCGAUAUCACUCCAGUUCUGAAUGGACUUGCCUCCUUGCCACCAGCAUACCAGCUGAGCUUCAUUCCAGUGUAAAGAAGAGCUCUGCUGUCUGGCUCCAGCUGUGCAGCAAUCUGCAGUUCCCUCCUCUGAGGCAUCACUCACCAACUUCCCCUGCCAGGAAUGCUUUCCUGUCCUCCCUUCUCACAUCUCCCCUCUCCCUCAAGAUCCAGGAAGAUCCAUUCUCCAUUUGGGAGGGUUUCCUGUGUCACUGCACUAUCACCUCUUUAGUUCACUAUGAUUUAUAAUAGUCUUAU